This is a messenger RNA of Cynara cardunculus var. scolymus (artichoke), 2095 nucleotides long. RefSeq lists its product as uncharacterized. The record is from RefSeq and is a predicted model, not a curated record. Lineage: Eukaryota; Viridiplantae; Streptophyta; Magnoliopsida; Asterales; Asteraceae. Gene Ontology annotation, cellular component: Golgi apparatus; endoplasmic reticulum. Bases 69 to 1865 code for a protein of 598 amino acids. The transcript is spliced from 10 exons.
CGCCGGCGGCUAGCAGAGAUAGGUGGAGGACCAUCAUCAACGGCUGUCAUACCACCGUUUUCGCCGGAAUGGACGCAAAUUCAGCAGAAUUUGAAGCGAUUUUGAAGGACAUAGAGCGUGCUAAUAGCACUGGCACCAGCAACACCAACAACGACGAUCAAGGCUGGAAAACGGUGUCGUAUAAGAAAUCAAGACGUAAAACUACUAAUAAGUCUCCCGAAAAUUACGCCGAUCACGGCUCCGGUGCCGAUGACGUUUUCCGUUCGAUCGAACAGCAAUCGGAGGGGCGUCGACGAAGAGUGAUUGAAUCUCAGAAGGCUGCCGCCGCUGCCAUUGAUGCUGCAGUAGCAGACGGUGGUCAUGUUCGUGUAUCUGGCAACGACGGCGAGGAGGAUGGGAGUGAUGUGGAGAACUUGGCCGGAGUUGAGAGCGGUCGGGGAGAGGCGAAGAAGAGUAAACUGAAGAAGUUGAAGAAACCUAAAGUUACUGUCGCUGAGGCUGCAGCGAAGAUUAAUGACUCUGAUCUGGCUGUUUUUCUUGCUGACAUAACGGAAUCGUAUGAAUCACAACCAGAUAUACGUCUCAUGAGGUUCGCUGACUAUUUUGGUCGUGCAUUUGCUUCUGUGAACGCAUCUCAAUUCCCAUGGAUGAAAGCACUCAAGGGGGCUUCUGUGGAUAAGAUGGUUGAUAUCCCUCUAUCACACAUAUCUGAAGAUGUUUACAGGACAUCUGCAGACUGGCUUAACCACCAACCUGUUGAAGCACUGGGGUCCUUUGUGUUGUGGUCCUUAGAUGGCAUAAUUGCUGACAUGGCUCUCCAUCAAGGAGCUAUCAAGGGUUCAAAGAAGGUGGUUCAGCAGGCACCUUCAAAAUCCCAGGUUGCCAUAUUUGUGGUUCUAGCGAUGGUACUACGAUGUAAACCUGAUGUUUUGAUCAGUCUUCUGUCAAUAAUAAAAGAGAGUUCUAAAUAUCAAGGGACAGAAAAGCUUCCUGUCUUAUUGUGGACUAUCACACAGGCUUGUCAAGGAGACUUGAUUGUGGGGCUGUUCAUGUGGGUGCACUUGCUCUUGCCAAUAUUGAGCAGUAAAUCAGGCUGUAAUCCUCAAUCCAGAGACCUUAUUUUGCAAUUGGUUGAGAGGAUUGUAUCUUCCUCAAAAGCUCGUACAAUUUUAGUCAAUGGUGCUGUGAGAAAGGGGGAGCGCCUGGUGCCACCGGCAGCGCUGGAGCUUCUGAUGGGAGUUACCUUCCCUGUUCCUACAGCUCGGCACAAGGCAACUGAGAGAUUUGAAGCGGCCUACCCCCUCCUAAAGGAGGUUGCUCUUGCUGUUGCCCCUGGCAGUAAAGCUAUGAAGCAACUUACACAACAGCUGUUACCCAUUGUUGCAAAAGCUGCUGGACAAGGCAAUAACGCUGCUCUGGCAAGUGAAGGAAGCAACAUCUUCUUAUGGUGUUUGAGUCAAAGUCCCGACUGUUAUAAGCAAUGGGACGACAUUUAUCUGGAUAAUCUUGAGGCUAGUAUUGUUGUUCUGAGAAAGCUGUCUGAUGAGUGGAUGAUUCACUCGGUUAAGCAUUCAAGUCUUGAGCCUCUGAAAGCAGCUUUGAAGAGUUUCUGUGAUAAGAAUCAGGCAGCAUUGACCAAUGGAGACGGUACCCAUGAAGCAUUAUUGAAAGAGGCAGAGAAGCAGUGCAAGAUUCUACUAGCAAAGUUUUCUGGGGGCCAUCGUUGCUUGAAGGCUACAGCGUUUCUAACGAUUACAAUGGCUGUUGGUGUUGGUUUGAUCGUCAAAGACCCUCAAUUCUGGAACUUGAAGGAAAUGGUAGAUUUCGACAUUUUUCGGGCUUUUACUUCUCUCUCUCAUCAUUGAAGUAAGCAGAGAAAGGCAUAGAGGUAAGUAAAUAGGUGAACCCAUAAUAAAUAAUGGGUAGAGGGAGAUAAAUGAGUCCGUUUUAGGAGCUCGUAUGCGGAUGGAUAUCAUCAAGUCAUAGAUAUAUAUUUAGUCGGAAGUUUUAAGGUAUACCGAAACGGAAACAUAAACAUAAGGUGGUUUGUUGUGCUUUUAUUCUGGAAGGAAACUGUGGUAUAUUUAUGGUUUGU